ACAGAAAUUUCAACUGGAUUUCUUUUCCUGGACAGGAGGUUAUACAAGACAAAGGUCCAAGAAACACCUCUCAUUUCUUUGAUUCUGCUGGAUAUGAAGGGAGAUGGAGGUUGAGGCUUUUAGGCACCUCUUCCCGCUUUCGUUUCUAUGAAUAUCAUCUCCUUGAAUCCGUACACCCUGAUGCCAGGCCACUUGGAAGAGCUAGAGAUACCACUGUGGCUCUUGGGGUUGUAGAAGCUGCUGAUGGGUCAGCAAUGGCAAUGAUUGAUUGCACAUUUAUAGACCUGUAUGAAGAAGAAUCUCAUGUGAUUCAAAGAAGAGCUUCACAGUUCUGCAAUGAUCAAUUUAAAGGAACUAUCUUUAAUCAGCGGAAAGGCGGUGUAGAUGGCAUACUUGUGCAAACUCUGGCUGUUUCUCUCAAUGAUGAUGGAAGAGUUGGAAUUCUGUCAGGGGAUUCUAAAGAAGUUAAAAGAUUCUGUCAACAAAGAGAAGAGGAAGCUUACCUUGAGUUGGAAUUGCAUUGCCUUCUCAUUUACCUGCAUUAUUUACUAGAAAUGCAUAUUGACAGAUCCUACUGCAGAGGAAGAGUCCACUAUGGAAACUCUCAUCACCGUGUUAUUGGAUUCGUCCAGUCAGCUUGUGUCCUUGUAUAAGCCAGGUGGAUCAAUUCUUCCUCAUACGGCAGCUGUUCAGGAUUGUAUUGCACUUACAAGGCAGAGAAUAAGGAACUUCAGAAGAUUCUAAAUGAAGCAGUUUCUGAAAUGAAGUUGAAUAGGUCAAAUACUAAUUUAGUGGGUUGGGUUGACAGAUUUUCGCAGUUGACUGGAAACAGUUUUGUUUCUAAAUGAUACAUCAUCUUAUUUUAGUGAAUGGUGGUGGAAUGGAAGUCACUAACAUAGUUUAGCAUCAUGAACAAACUCUGUUGUUAUGUGCUUAUGUUCAUAUGGUGGAAUCUGAUGGUCAUAUGAUGCCACGGUGCAAUUUGAUUAUCACAAAACGGGUUGGGCAA
Nelumbo nucifera (sacred lotus) is the source of this 1009-nucleotide messenger RNA. NCBI's taxonomy places the organism in Eukaryota, Viridiplantae, Streptophyta, Magnoliopsida, Proteales, Nelumbonaceae. The record is from RefSeq and is a predicted model, not a curated record.